Molecule: messenger RNA, 3939 nt
Organism: Penicillium paradoxum
Lineage: Eukaryota; Fungi; Ascomycota; Eurotiomycetes; Eurotiales; Aspergillaceae
Product: chromatin-binding protein RAD9
Exons: 2
Coding region: 1-3939 (1312 amino acids)
Biological process (GO): positive regulation of transcription by RNA polymerase II; DNA damage checkpoint signaling
Cellular component (GO): nucleus
Molecular function (GO): histone binding
Source: RefSeq, a predicted model, not a curated record
AUGUCCAACAAAAGUGUCAAUGAACCGGGCAGUGUGCCAGGGUCACAAUUCGGAAACUUGAGCUCCGCAGACGCUACACCCGGGGAUACUCAGGUCAUCUCCCAGUCGGUUUACGACAGUAUCAUCAGGCAAAAUGGGGAAGAUUCCAUGCAAUCGGAUUAUUCUCAAACAGGGGCGGAUGGAGCGACACUGAGAACAUUACACGAGGGAGACAGUGGCCAUCUAGAUCUCAUCUCUGAACUGGACGUUGCACGACAUGAAAUAAACCUCUCCCAAGAUGAUGACAAUGAUGAAAGCACUUUAGACCCGAGCGAGUCCUCCCCGAUGGUCUACGCACCCGAUCUCUUCCCUGAAUCCCAACGAUUUCUGGCAGAAACACCUGGAACGGUGGUGAAAAAGAACGAGCCAAACGGCACGGUAGCCGAGACCCCAAGUAUCUCACGAAAUCCACUGGCCGGUAGUAUCCAGUCUAGUGGUGGUCUGCUUGGCCUGAGCCAGGUUUUCGGCGGUACUCAGGCUCCCUCGUCACCCAUUGUCCACGGCCUGCAGACGGACCUCGUAUCGGAUCGUCCGUCACCCAAUAUCCCGAUUCAACGCGUCCCGGUUGUCAACGGUAUCUCGUCCCCAACGAUGGGCCUGCCGGGCCAUUUCGUGAGAGAAUCAUCCGAACCGAACAUGAACUACAUAUCGAUGAAGGAGUCACAGACAAAGCGCGAUCGGACUUUGGGGGAGAGGUUGACUCGAUCGGCUGAUAAUCUCCAGUCAGACCAGAGCGAUAAGGAAUUCUAUAGGGAGUCUAGCUUCAUAGAACGCGCGCGACGACAGCGAGAAAUCGACGAGGAAGCUGCAGCCCAGUUUGCCGGCCUGAACUUCCCCGAACAACUGGCGGGGCCUCAAGAUGAGCAAAUGAUAGAAGCUAUUGCUAGCGAGGAAGAAACCGAACAAGAAGAAGAUCUGCAAAUGCCUCAGUCACAAGAGCCUCAUCAUUCUUCAACCGAAGAAGACAAAGAGAACUACGACGGACCCCCUCUGGACCCAACUGCUGCAGCGAAUGCCCAUGGCCGGCUUUCUCAGAUACUCGGACUUGAGCCAAUCCCUUCUCCAUCCCCUGAGGAAGAUGAUACCGAAAUGGAGGAUGCUAUGGAUUGUCAAGGCUCCUUUCGCACCCACAAUGGUAAUCAACCUAAUGGUGUUCUGCGAUCUUCCCAGGUGAUGAUAAAGGAUUCCCAACCAUCACCGCCGUCAUCACCGAAACGCAUAGGAGUGGAAAAUAUUGGUGAUGCUCCUCGGCGGUCACCUUCGCGCCCUUUGAUUAAUUCUCCUACACGACAGUGUCUUCAGUCUUCGCCUCCUUGCUCGCGACCACAAUCAAGACAUUCGAACUGUAAUAGCCAGAGACGUGUCUCUUUAUCGAAUGACCGUGCCGCGGAGCCUGUCAAGAAUGUAUUCAAUGGACAAAUACAAUCCAGCAACCCUUCAGAGCAACAAAAUGUAAGCUCAUCGCAUUCUAGAGUGGACCAGGGUGCUGGGGGCAACUCAUCAUCGAUGCCAUCCCGUGUGACCGAGACACCUGUUCACCAACGCCUCAAGCACGUCGGCGAUACGGCUCGAUUGAUGAGUAUCCCAGAAACAAGUCCCAGUCGCUCUCAAUGCAAUUCCGAGGCUGGCUCGAAUGGGAACGGACUCAACAACGAAGAUGACGAUCUUCCUCCAAUGUUCGAUGGGAUUCCUAGCAUUCGAACCAACCACACCCGUCCCGCUGGCGCAAAGGCACUCUCUUCGCCUCUCAAAAAAUUGUUGUCCAGCCCAGGUGGAGGGCAACGCAGGGCUUUAACUGAAAUUGCAGCUGAUCUUUCCCCACAUGUUGGAACGGGAGGAUUUGAUUUGGGGAUCGGGAUAUUUACCACUGAGGAUCAAGAGUUCAGAGCCUUGAUUGAUGGAUCGCCGACUCGACCAAAGAAGAAGAGACGUGGCAAUGAUGGUUCCAGUUACAUUGCCUCCGAUCCUAUCAUACCUGUCACCCCUCGUCCCCAGCCCCCGAAGUCUGUCGCACCCAUUCGACUCACGCAAAGUCGACCUCCUCCUAUUCCCGAGGAUCCCGAUGAUGUCCCUUUGGUGCAAGUCCCCGAAACGGCCGUGAGGAGACAAUCAAAGCCUCCACGAAGAGCCCCCGAAAAUGUCUGGGAAAUCGAAGGAUCACCCGAACAGCCCUUCCGUCGGAAAUCAAGGAUCGGCAAGACGGCUGCUUCGCCGUCGGUGCAAGACAAGCAUGUCCCAGAAAAAGGCUCCAGACUUAGCGCGAGACCUGCAACGCCGCCUAGGGCUGUUGUGCAGAAUCAACUACCGCCUCCAUCCUCAGCACCCACUGAAGUUUCAUCAACAAUUGCCUCGGACGAUAUAAUUGAUUCAGAGGCUUAUAGCGUCGAUGGUUCCCCAACUACACCUCGACCAUCGUACACUCCAUCUGAACAUGCUGUUGUUGCUCCGAGCCAAGUUAUCGCUGUCUGGAGGGGCCAGAAACGGGCGUAUUACCCAGCGACAUGCUUUGGAACACCAUUGGGUGUAUCACAGACAAAGUACUCCGUCAAAUUUGAGGACAGUCUUGCUGUCGAGGUGCCGAAGGGCGCCGUCAAAAGAUUCGAGCUUCGUAUCGGAGACUCUGUUAAAGUCGAUACGCACAAUGUUCCAAAAGUCACUCACGUUGUCCGCGGAUUUGAUGACAAGCUCACAAAAGAGGAGCUUGUUAAAGCCGCUGAUGAUGGUCUUUAUCCUAUAACUGACAUAUACGGUCACACAACUGUCAUCGUCGGUCUCAAGCAGCGCAAAAGCCUCCCGAAUGGGGGUCUGGGCAACAGUGAAAAUGUGAUUAAGGUGCCCAUCGCUCGUAUCUAUCUUGAUAGUAUCCUAUGGAACCAACUCAAAGACCGGGCCUUCACACACCGACCAGCAGCGCCUGUUCAACCAGAGGACAUGGUUCAGACCCCAUCUGAAAAGUCGUCCGUUCUAGCUUCUCCCAGUGCUCGCUUGUCGCGCAGUAUUCACCAAGACAGCGGCAUCUUCGCUGGCAUGGUCUUUGCAGUCUCUUACAAGGAAGACGAAGCAUCUAAGAAUCGUGUGACUAGGCUGAUCAUGGAGAACGGCGGCACUAUUUUACAUGAAGGAUUCACCGAAUUAUUUGAGGCUUCCUCAAUUGUUCCUAUUGAUACACCCAGCAAAGGUGAAGCCAAGGCUCAAGACGUCAAUGGCGGGGGCCUCCGUCUCACAUCUCUUGCUGAUGACGUUGGCUUUGCCUGUUUGAUUGCUGAUACCCAUUCCCGACGGGAGAAGUACAUGCAAGCGCUGGCAUUGAACCUCCCAUGUUUAUCUGGUCGGUGGGUGGAAGACUGUAUUGCCCGAGGUACUGUCCUCGACUGGGAUGUCUAUCUCCUUCCGGCCGGCGACUCAAUGUACCUCAAUGGAGCAACGAAAUCCAGAGUCAUGGCACCGAAUCCCCCAUCCACAGCUCGCCUGGUAGAAACUAUCUCAGCACGGAAAAAGCUGCUUGCAGGACAAUCAGUGCUUCUUGUUAUGGGCCGUGGCAAAGCAGAGGAGAAGAGGAAGGCUUAUAUUUUCCUUACCUACGCCUUGGGGGCAUCCCGAGUUGAGCGUGUUCCCGAUCUUGGCACUGCCAGGGCCUUACUAGACUCGCAGUCUGCCGCCGGCGUGCAGGCUAGUUGGGACUGGAUCUAUGUCGACGAUGCAGAUCAAGCUGCUGCAAAGUCGAUGUUAACGCCAAAACCAAAAACCCAGAGAAUUCAUUUGUUCCAUGGCCAAAAGCGCAAAAGGUCGAUUGCACCGUCCACUCCUACGCCCCCCAAUGGCCUCAAAUGCGCUGCGCGAAUUGUGGGCAACGAGUUCGUUUGCCAGAGUCUGAUUCUAGGGCGAUUGUUUGAGGAGUGA